GUGUGGUAAGUUGGCUUGUUAUGCUAGCCAAGCUAUAAAGUGGCCCACCACACAGAGGAGUGCCAGAAGGGGAAGAGGAAAUUUUUCGCCAUCGCCGGGUUUCCCUCCAUAAUAGGAGCAGUGGACGGAACACAUAUCCGUAUACAGGCACCACCCACUGACGAGCCAUCCUAUGUAAACAGGAAGGGCUACCACAGCAUCAAUGUGCAGGGUGUUUGUGAUGCUGACGGUUUGUCAGCAUAUGGAAGCACACCAGAAUUUGGAAAAUGUGCUAUUGGGUGAUUCUGGCUACCCGUGCCAACCAUUCCUGUUGACGCCAUAUUUGAAUCCAAAUUGUCCUGCACAAAGACACUAUAAUUAUGCACAUGGCAGGACCAGAAGUGUCAUCGCUUCCACAUCCUUCACUCUGAGAUACGCAUGCAGCCAGAACGAGUCGUCACCCUUAUCAUGGCAUGUGCAGUGCUUCACAACAUUGCCAUGUCCAUGAGGGAGCCACUGAUGGG
Molecule: messenger RNA, 503 nt
Organism: Pecten maximus
Lineage: Eukaryota; Metazoa; Mollusca; Bivalvia; Pectinida; Pectinidae
Product: putative nuclease HARBI1
Exons: 3
Coding region: 203-487 (94 amino acids)
Source: RefSeq, a predicted model, not a curated record